Molecule: messenger RNA, 1177 nt
Organism: Juglans regia (Persian walnut)
Lineage: Eukaryota; Viridiplantae; Streptophyta; Magnoliopsida; Fagales; Juglandaceae
Product: phosphomannomutase-like
Exons: 12
Coding region: 257-1003 (248 amino acids)
Biological process (GO): protein N-linked glycosylation; mannose metabolic process; GDP-mannose biosynthetic process
Cellular component (GO): cytosol
Molecular function (GO): phosphomannomutase activity
Source: RefSeq, a predicted model, not a curated record
AAACUGGUUUAUUCUCUCACUUCUCAACAACUGGUUUAUUCAGCUUGGACUCGAAUUCGAGGGUACAAUUCCAAAUCUAAGUUUUGGUCGCUGAAGUCAAGCUUAACUCGUUAAACCCGGGACAACUAUUUCACAGCAGGAUCCAGAUACCAUAUCCCACACAAUCGGGACUCUAAACCACCAAUUUGUUAAGUUUCCGUUGGAAACAUUGUGAUAUUUCAGAAUUUGGGUGUGGAAGAAAAAUAUAUUGAGCGUAAUGGCUGUCAGGAAACCUGGAUUAAUUGCCUUGUUUGAUGUUGAUGGCCCCCUUACUGCCCCUAGAAAGGCGGUCACUCCACAGAUGCUAGAGUUCAUGGGGGAGCUUCGAAAGGUUGUGACAGUUGGUCUUGUGGGAGGAUCUGACCUUAGUAAAAUAUCUGAGCAGCUUGGAAAGACAGUUAUCGAUGACUACGAUUAUGUAUUUUCUGAGAAUGGCCUUGUGGCUCACAAAGACGGAAAGCUAGUUGGAACCCAGAGCUUAAAGUCAUUUCUUGGAGAAGACAAACUUAAGGAAUUUAUCAAUUUUACGCUACAUUAUAUUGCUGACUUGGAUAUCCCUAUAAAAAGGGGUACAUUCAUAGAGUUCCGAAGUGGCAUGCUCAAUGUAUCACCAAUUGGCCGAAACUGUAGCCAAGAAGAAAGGGAUGAAUUUGAAAAUUUUGAUAAGGUUCAAAAUAUUCGUCCAAAAAUGGUCUCCGUGCUUCGUGAGAAGUUUGCUCACCUUAACCUGACAUUCUCAAUAGGAGGACAAAUAAGUUUUGAUGUUUUCCCUCAAGGUUGGGACAAGACAUACUGCUUGAGAUACCUAGAUGAUUUUCAUGAAAUCCAUUUCUUUGGGGACAAAACUUACAAGGGAGGAAAUGACCAUGAAAUUUAUGAAUCAGAACGAACAGUUGGUCACACAGUAACCAGCCAUGAAGAUACAAUGAAGCUGUGUAAAACUCUCUUCCUCACAAAACCCUAAGCAUCUGGCAAUUACUUUUUUCUUUUAGUUUUCAAAUGUAUGUUGUUUGUAAUUUAAAUGUACGAGUAAUCAUUUUUUUGUUGUUGAUCGAGCUACAUUUAUGAACAACAAAUAUCUUUAUUUCUCAGCUACAUGUAUGAAUAAACAUGCAGUGCAGGGAUUCCUACCUAUUAA